Molecule: messenger RNA, 1495 nt
Organism: Aspergillus glaucus CBS 516.65
Lineage: Eukaryota; Fungi; Ascomycota; Eurotiomycetes; Eurotiales; Aspergillaceae
Product: Zn(2+) transporter YKE4
Exons: 4
Coding region: 67-1299 (410 amino acids)
Biological process (GO): intracellular zinc ion homeostasis; zinc ion transmembrane transport
Cellular component (GO): membrane
Molecular function (GO): zinc ion transmembrane transporter activity
Source: RefSeq, a predicted model, not a curated record
GUCAAAACAUUGACCAGAAUUUCAACUUACCUCUAAUACGCAAUGGCGUUCGGAUUCGCGCCUGCAAUGCGCGGGACUGGACUGGCGCUGGUCGCUGCUGUCGUUGUUUUCUCUGCCCUUGCGGCCGCCAAUGCUGUUCCUGUUGGGGAGCUGUCAGUGGGUGAGAUUGAGGAGGAAUUGCAGAAAUGCCCUCUGGUGGAAACCCUCAAUGAGCACAAACGCGCUACCAUCCCCGAAACCACCAGUUUAACCUCCAAGAUCUUCUCGGUUCUCUUCCCCGGAAGCCCUGCCGUCAAUGCUCUCCUGGCGACAUUGUAUAUCUCCGGACCUCCAAACUUCCUCCUGGCCCUAUGCCCACCCAACAUCGACCCCUCCUCUCUCUCCGUCAUGGUCGCGUUCGCUGUAGGAGGUCUCCUGGGUGACACACUCUUUCACCUCCUCCCCGAGAUCUUCCUGGGAGAGGACUCCCCGGAGCAUGUGCGAUUCGUCAUGGUCGAGCCGAACCGGAACCUCCUCCUUGGUGUGGGUAUUAUGGUUGGUUUCUUUACGUUCGUGGCUAUGGACAAGACACUACGCAUUGCGACUGGUGGGGAAGGCCACGACCAUUCGCACGGCCAUAGCCAUGCGGACGAUAGUCAGUCCCAAGCCGUGACAGCAACCGGUGCCCAGCAUACUAGCGACAACGAGCUUAAGCAGCGCAAACCCACUACCACCCAACAGCACGACCCCUCGACUUCCACCAAGGACGAGAAGGAGAUAAAUCCCAGCGUUAAGCUUGGUGGCUACCUUAACCUCAUCGCGGACUUUACUCACAAUAUCACCGACGGCCUCGCCAUGUCUUCCUCCUUCUACGCCUCCCCCACCAUCGGCGCAACAACCACCGUCGCCGUCUUCUUCCACGAAAUCCCGCACGAAGUUGGUGACUUUGCGCUCCUCGUGCAAUCCGGUUUCUCCAAGCGAAAGGCUAUGGGUGCGCAAUUCGUUACCGCUGUCGGAGCGUUCCUGGGUACACUUAUCGGAAUUGCAGUGCAGGAACUCAGUGGCCAUGGUACUGAUGCUACCCCUGCGGGUUCUGAUGCUGCUGGUGCUGCGGCUGGGUUAUUUGGAACCAGUUUGACAUGGGGAGAUAUGUUGCUGCCGUUUACGGCGGGGACGUUCUUGUAUGUUGGGACUGUGUCUGUUAUUCCGGAGUUGUUGGAGACGGGUAAGAACAAGAGUGUUGAGAUUCGGAAGACGAUUGUGCAGUUUCUGGCUGUUGCUGUUGGAGCCGGAAUUAUGCUUGCGAUCUCUUGGGAUUAAUUGCGUCGCUACAUGCAUACAAUGCAAAAACUGUUGAGACUUGAUUGACGAUCUGAAGGAUGAUACUGGGUCCAGAUUUAAUGAUAAAUACUCAUGUCUCAUUUGCAUUUCCCUCAUCAAUCAGUCUAAUAAUAAAACAUGAUACAUGGCACCAAAUUAAUCAACGCCGAAACCCCAGGGUUCUGUUCAACCAAAG